Molecule: messenger RNA, 3579 nt
Organism: Gopherus evgoodei (Goodes thornscrub tortoise)
Lineage: Eukaryota; Metazoa; Chordata; Testudines; Testudinidae
Gene: ST6GAL2
Product: ST6 beta-galactoside alpha-2,6-sialyltransferase 2
Exons: 8
Coding region: 345-1934 (529 amino acids)
Molecular function (GO): sialyltransferase activity
Source: RefSeq, a predicted model, not a curated record
UAUGGCCUGGUUUUGUGGGGCCAGGGUCAACCCCCAUUCUGAUCCUGAGUGAUAAGGAGAAUGGCGAUAAUGACAGGAGUGACACAAUGGCAGAGUGGAGAACACAGAUUUCUUCAGGCCUAGGCCUGCAGAAAGCCAUCAGAAUGAACAAAGUCUUUCAACCAUGCAGAAAGCCAGUUUUAAUACAGAUCAGGAACAACCUAAACAGUGGCAGUUCAAGCUCCCCUCACAUCCUUCCACCUGCUUGCCUCAAGACUGAUCCAAAGGACUACUUCUAGGGUGAACAGGUUUCAUUCCCCUUCACCAAUACUUCAAGGCACGGAGGAGUUGGUACAGGCAUUGCCAUGAAACCUAACUUGAAGCAAUGGAAACAACUAAUGCUGUUUGGGCUAUUUGCAUGGGGUCUCCUCUUCUUGGUGAUCUUCAUCUAUUUUACAGAUAGCAACACUGCUGAACCAGUUCCAAGUUCCUUCUCUUACAUUGAGACGAAGAGGCUCCUGCCCAUUCAGGGCAAGCAGAGAGUUAUUAUGGGAGCAAUACAUGAUCCAUCAUCCUCUGAAACCAUAGAUAGGAACGAGGUGCUUCUUAAUGAAGAUUUCUUAGAUUCAUUUAAAUUGGGGACCGGAAGCAUUAAAAAGUGGAUUGAUCUAGAGGAUGGCUUUGAAAAUGAAGAAGAGUUUUUUUCUUCCCAGGUAGGGAGAAAAUCAAAAAAUGCUUUCUAUCAAGGGGAUGACAACUAUUUAUUUGCUGCUGGCCAGCCUCAGCAACACAGCAACAUUCAAGAGCUAGUGAAAUUCAUCUCUCCCAAUGAGGAUGAUCAGAGGGAAAAUGUUUUACAGGAAAAAUGGACCCAUGAGAAAAGAACAAAGAAAAGAAACCAGAUACGCAGGAGAAGCCAGCUAUUUGAUGAGUCUGAUGAUUGGGAUGGGUUAUCUUCUACAAUGUCAAAAUCCUUCCUUUAUAGGCUUUGGAAAGGGGAUGUCUCCUCCAAGAUGCUGAACCCUCGCCUGCAGAAAGCUAUGAAAGACUAUCUCAACACCAACAAGCAUGGGGUGCGGUUCAAAGGGAAACGAAACUCCAGACUGACAGGAGACCAGCUCAUCUGUGAGCUCAAGGACAGGAUGCAUGUGAAAACAAUAGAUGGCAAGGAGGCCCCCUUUUCAGCUCUUGGAUGGGAAAAGCACGUUCCUCAAAUUCCACUAGGCAAACUGUAUCCACAUGGCUUUGGAAGCUGUGCCGUAGUUAUGUCUGCUGGUGCAAUACUGAACUCUUCUCUAGGGGAUGAAAUAGAUUCUCAUGAUGCAGUUCUGAGAUUUAAUUCUGCUCCUACACGUGGCUAUGAAAAAGAUGUUGGAAAUAAAACGACCGUGCGCAUCAUUAACUCCCAGAUUCUCACCAAUCCAAACCAUCACUUCAUUGACAGUUCAUUAUAUAAAGAUGUUAUUUUAGUGGCCUGGGAUCCUGCUCCUUACUCUGCAAAUCUGAAUGUGUGGUAUAAGAAGCCAGACUAUAACCUGUUCACACCUUACGUGCAACAUCGCAGGAGGAAUCCAAACCAGCCAUUUUACAUUCUCCAUCCCAAGUUUAUAUGGCAGCUCUGGGACAUCAUUCAGGAGAACACUAAAGAGAAGAUACAGCCCAACCCACCUUCAUCAGGUUUCAUUGGGAUCCUCAUCAUGAUGUCCAUGUGUAACGAAGUGCACGUGUAUGAAUACAUCCCUUCAGUCCGACAAACUGACCUUUGUCACUACCAUGAACUAUACUAUGAUGCCGCUUGUACCUUAGGGGCUUACCAUCCACUACUGUAUGAGAAACUGCUGGUGCAGAGGAUGAACAAAGGUUUGCAGGAUGAUCUGUAUCGGAAGGGGAAAGUAAUCUUGCCAGGGUUCAGGUCUGUAAAGUGCCCGGGACAGAAUCACUUCCCACACUUGUAAAAGUGAAUAGUUCAGAAACAAUGUGCAAUAAGGUACUACUGUCGUACUAUAAACAACAAAGGAAUACUUGAAAAUGUAUCUUAGACCAACCUAGUCUUGAGUCUAUAAACUGUAAUUAAGUAGCAGGCAUGAGAUUUUCUUCCUUCCUAAGCCUGAGUAUGUAUAACUGCUUUGCAAAUAGUUAAAGAAAAAAAGCUUUGCUUGUGAAAGGUGCAAAGGCACUGUUAAGUAGAAAUACAAUGUAUUAUUGUGGGCAUGACCUGUCAGAAAACAUCAGAGGUACAGGUGCCACAUGUACUAGAUGCCACACUUAAAAAAAAAAAAAAAAAACAACUUAACACAGAGCUGUCUGCUGAGAGAUGGAUGAUUUCUCAUCAUAUCACAGGAUUUUCACAUUCCUUCACCCCCAAAAUAAAAUAAUCAUGGUUUUGAACUGGGUAUGCUAUGAGUAUAAUGAGCCUGAUUCUCAUUUAUACAAAGGUCCCUUUACUCCAUUCUGACAAGGUAAACAGGCUUUAAAGUGAAUGUAAAUGACCAAUGUAAAGGGACCUUCCUAAAUGAGAAUCAGGCGCAAUAGCUAGUCAUUGUAUUAAGGUAGUUUCUGCAGCCAGAAAUUAACAAGUGAUAUUUACUCACUUUUAAAUGGAUAUUACUGUACACACAGCCAGGUUAUUUAAAUAAAGAUAGUAUGACUGCACAUAUCUGUCAUGGUCCAUGCAGAUGCUGCAUUCAGGCAAAGGGUGAAGAGAAGAGAAUCUUCUUUCUUCAGAAAGCACUCAUUCUGCCCUCAUUCAGCUUGAGUAGAAGACCAGCAAGAGGGCAUAAGUGAGACUGAAUGGUGCAUGGGCUUUCUGCCUGGGGGCAGUUUUCCCCUUUUGCACAUAUGUAGAUAUACACUCCCGGGGAAUGGAGACAAUGUGCUCUGCUUGCACACAUACAUUUGAAAGCAAGUUGUAAAAAACAGAUUUCUUACAGGGACAUUAUUCAAAAAGUGUAGGCCUGCCUUUUCCAAGGAGAUAAGCAUUUUGGCUGGGGAGAUUUCAGAAAUUAGUUGGUUGCCUAUUUUGUUGUAAGCCAAGUUAAAUUCAUUUAUUAUUACUUUUUUAAAAAGCACGGCAUUUUUUUUUUGUUUUUGUGAGGAAAAACAGGAUGUCAGUAUUUUUUUAAUUCAAAAUUAUGAAGUCUGUAUCCUGGAGACAUUGUAAAGCCUUCAAAAAUCUUACUAUGGCUUACACACUGAGACAAUCUCAUAAUUUCAUUGUAAAAACACAGCAUGGAUAUUCUCUAAACCACUUCUAAAAUCCACUGGGAUGUUAAUGCAUUUAAAAUAUGUUUUCUCUGACAAGAGUUCAGUUUCAGGCUGGAGGUAGGUUAAUGUUCUUGUUUGCUUUUUAAAAUUUGGUUUUGCAGUGAGCAAAAUUCAGCAGGAGCAAUUACAUACAAGAAAUCAUACAUAUCCUAUCCAUAUCCAUUCAGCAAAAAGGUGAUUGGCUGGUAGAAACACUGUUAUUAAAACAGUGGAGGGGAAAAGCAUAUUUCGCUAUUGGCUACUGAGAGAUAGCUGGCUAUGGAGAAAACCAUGUUAAUGUAUUUUCUGUCAUCUUUCUUUUUAAAAAUCAGUGAUUUUCAAUCUUUCUUUUUUGGA